AUGGUGAAAUACGUACUUCACUACUUCAAGGGUGUUAACAGCCGUGCUGAAAGUAUCCGUCUGGCUUUCAAACUAGCUGGUGUCGACUAUGAAGAAAAGAACUUCGAGAGGGCGGAUUGGCCUAAGCUAAAGCCAAACUAUGUUACCCAGGAAACGCCGUCGCUGGAGGUCGACGGGCAGAUGAUAUGUCAGAGUAAGGCUCUCCUGAGAUAUCUGGCCAGGGAAUUCGGAUUUUAUGGCAAGACGUCUCUUGAUGCAGCAUUCAUAGACCAAGCACUUGACACGGUGGAGGACAUCUGGUCGGAAGCCAACCAUGUCUUCCAUGGGCCUCAAGAAAGCAAGCCAGAAAGAUUGGAUAAGUUCUUGAAGGAGUGGGUCCCGUCGAUCUACGCGUGUCUUGAGCGUUUAAUCGGCCAGAACCACGCCGGGGACUUCUUCGUCGGAAACUCGAUCUCGAUCGCCGAUCUUUUUUUCUUCACCGCUGUUGAUUUUGUGGAUGUCGUGUCAAAGGGCGCCAACUCCCUGGAGAAGUUUCCGAAGCUGGUCGCCCUCAAGAGCCGCAUUGCUGCCAACCCCAAGAUCGCAGCCUGGUUGGCUGUGCGACCACCUGAAGCGACGUUUUAAGU
Molecule: messenger RNA, 626 nt
Organism: Patiria miniata (bat star)
Lineage: Eukaryota; Metazoa; Echinodermata; Asteroidea; Valvatida; Asterinidae
Product: hematopoietic prostaglandin D synthase-like
Exons: 5
Coding region: 1-624 (207 amino acids)
Biological process (GO): glutathione metabolic process
Molecular function (GO): glutathione transferase activity
Source: RefSeq, a predicted model, not a curated record